This is a messenger RNA of Orbilia oligospora ATCC 24927, 1134 nucleotides long. RefSeq lists its product as uncharacterized. The transcript has a single exon. The coding region runs from base 1 to 1134 and encodes 377 amino acids. The record is from RefSeq and is a predicted model, not a curated record. Lineage: Eukaryota; Fungi; Ascomycota; Orbiliomycetes; Orbiliales; Orbiliaceae.
AUGAAUAACAAUCAAGCAUCCUCAAAGAUACUUCGAAUACCUCUAGAGAUCCGCGAUGCAAUCUAUUCCCACCUUUUCGACCUAUGCCAACGUCCAGAUGACCCGAAACUCAUACACCCAGCCUACGAUCCAAAAGCAAGCCCGUCUAAGAGGGAGGGCUCCCUAUUCACACUCAAAUAUGGAUACAAUGGGAGCCUCAGAAUCAAAUACUACAACACCCUCCCUAAAUACCAACUCCUACCAAUUCUCCAAACAUGCCAACAAAUUCGCUCGGAAUUUCAGGAUUUCCUUCACCGUACUCUAAAUAAGGAAGGUGAAAACGUCAAAGCCGGAGGGAAAAGGCUCAGGUAUGAGCUUAACCUCACUUCCCACCGCCUCUUGGCGUAUCCUACGUGGGUUGUCCUUCCGCUGCCGCCUGAGGAGCCGUAUAAUGUAAUCGAUGAGCUUUGGGUCAAUUACGAAAUACGAGACUAUACGCAACGAGGAGGCCGGUUUUAUGCAUGUGGAGGUCCGGGGACGGAACCACAUACACUUUUUCAUCUUUUGUCUAACUUUUUGUUUCAUGGGCCUCAAGGGUUUUAUCUACCAGCGAUUAAUGACCCAAGCCCUGACAAAGAUGGGAAGCGACCAAGCUAUAACGGCGGGAGGUGUAACCCGAAAAUCGAGCACCUCAUCCUUAACAUUUCAUUCCACGAGGCCAGCCAAAAAAUAAAGGGACUGGAAAAUUUGGAAGCCGAUGUGGAGUCCGGGAAACCAGGCGCACAGGCGGACCUGGAAGAAGUAAUUCGGGCCUUCGAAGAGAGCAAAAAGGAUGCUGCGGGAUGGGUUGAACAGAAUGUUGGGCGGAUAGCUGAAAGUAAUUAUUUUGAUGGACAUGUGAAAAUGAUAUCUGUAUUCUUCGAAGGUUUGGAGAUGUGGCAGGCAGAGCCGGAUUGGACCGAGGAUGAGGAGGAUGGAGAGGAUCAAGAUUACCCAUUAACACACUCUAUUACCAUCGAUCGUGGUUUCGAUAGAGCUCCUGACUGGAAGGAGAAUAGCGACUUUGUGCAGUACAGCUUUAUCUGGGGCCCGAAGCCAGAAUCUCGGAGAGGGUUCACAGAUGAGCAACAAGACAGCGGUCAGACCGGUACCUAG